Pangasianodon hypophthalmus (striped catfish) is the source of this 2174-nucleotide messenger RNA. Its product is annotated as C-type lectin domain family 4 member A-like. The coding region runs from base 604 to 1713 and encodes 369 amino acids. Lineage: Eukaryota; Metazoa; Chordata; Actinopteri; Siluriformes; Pangasiidae. The record is from RefSeq and is a predicted model, not a curated record. The transcript is spliced from 10 exons.
CAGCUAGAACUGAUCGAAGUGGUUAUGUUCUGUAAGGCAGUCUACUCAGAGGCUAGCAUAAACACAGAUGCUUAUACAUAGACUGCUAAUGAAUCCCUUGAAGCCCAUGUUUAUUGAAAGGUUGGAGGGAGAGAAAGGAGAAGACAGAUGAAGGAGUGUUGGUAGUUUGAGAGAGAAUGUGGAAGCUUAAAGGACAGCACCGAGCUCAGGAUGCCAGGAUGCACGGGACAGAGGGAGCCUACAUACGUUGUUCAUGUUUCUCCCUCUUUUAGCUUCUUGUUAUGGACAUUGUGUCUAAUUGGAAAUUUGACAAUUCUAAGAAUCAGUUAAACAGUGCAAUUCUGAGACUUGGGUUCUAAGAAGGAGUGACAAUAGCUUUUUUUCAUGCAGCAGUGAAAAGAAGAGGGAAGUGGCUGUGUUGUGAUAAUGGUGUGUUAGUAUAAAAGUGUGAUGAGGAACUGUGAAGUAAGCAAGACAUGGGAUGAGCGUAAACUGGGCUUAGGCAUUUGUGAAUUUCUCUGACAGUGAUUCUCCUGUUUCAACUGAAACACUGGGGGUUUGGUCAAGAAAACGAAACAGGAUCAGCACAGAACGUGAGAGACCAUGGACGCAGAAAAAUUGACUGAGGUGGAGAUGAAAGAGCUUACUUCAGCAGAAGUACAAGAUGAUAAGGAUGCAGAGAAAGACAAAAUGGGAGGAACAAAAGCUGAGAAAGGGGCAGAAGAAGAAGAAAAAAAAGAAAAAGAAAUAAAAGAAGCAGCUAAUGUGUACCACGAACUGAAGAAGCCAACAGAAGAUGUUUAUAAUCCUUCAAUGCCUACUUCCAGUUCCAAACACGAUGAAGAAACCGAGAAAAAGGCAGAAGAAAAAGAAAAAAAAGAAAAAGAAUCCAAAGAAGAAGGUAAUGUGUACUGCAAACUGAAGAAUCCAACGGAAGAUACUUAUAAUACUGGAAUGCCUACUCCCAAUCCCAAACGCAAUGAAGCUGAGAAAGUGAAAGAAAUAGAAAAAGAAGAAGAAGACGAAGAAGACGAAGAAACUAAUUUGUACUGCAAACUGAAGAAUCCAUCAGAAAAUGUUUAUAUGUCUACGAUGACCAGUUCCACUCCAAAACACAAUAAAGAUAUUUACAAGAGGAUUUCCGCUGUUUUCAUCAUUCUCUCUGUGCUCUUACUGGCUGUGGUUUUGGCUCUGGCUAUGAAGUUAAAUGAAGGUCAGUCCAUCCAGAAGUGUCCAGAGAGACCUGAAGCUGAAGAACCUGAAGUUAAACAACAGAACUGUACCCGCGAGCUAUGUGAGGACCUGUACCCCUCAACGAACCCUGGGUAUCAGUGCUCUGAGUGUGGGAAGGGCUGGGUGAGGUUUGACAACUCCUGCUUCUUCAUAUCUAAGGAGCGUCUAAGCUGGCAGGAGAGCAGGAAGACAUGUCAGAAACAGGGUGGAGACCUGGUUGUCAUCAGAAAUGAAUAUGUGCAGAAAACUCUAACUAAGUAUUGGGGCAUGCUGUACUGGAUCGGGCUCCGUUAUUCAGAAAAGCAGCGGUGGAUGUGGGUUAACAAUACUGCACUAACCAAGAGCUACUGGGCCCAAGGCCAGCCAGAGUCAGACUCUCAAGGCUCCUGUGCACUGCUAAGAGGACGGGGGUCACCCACAAACAACUGGCAUUCAAACCCCUGUGUGGUGUCCUCAAAUUACAUCUGCCAGAGAGGUUAAAAGUGGAGAAUGAUCAACCAUCACCAUCACAUACAUCUGCUACAUUUGCCUUUAAUAUCAUCAUUUUACUCUUUUAGUUAACUUUCACAAAUGCAGUUCAUAAAUAUUAACAAAUACAGAAUCAGGACAUGAAACAAUCCUGCUCUGUGAUGCACAAUCAAGUAGACAUGCUAUGUAUUUUUCAAGAUAGAAAAAUGAAACAUGCUAAGUGUAUUCAUUCGAAGUGACUCUCUGCUUAUUUUACCUGUAAAUUGCAAUGCUUUUAAUUGCACUGAUACAAAAUUACUUUGCACUUUUCUAUAAAACCUUAUUUGCACUAAAAAGUUUGCAGAAUGUCUUAUAAAACUAAAUAUAUACCUAUGUAGCUGCCUUUAAAAUAAGUAGCAAGAUGUUGUUUUUACAGUGAUUCAAAUUAAAAUAUAAUAAAAUUUGAUUUUUCACUCAAUAAAAUGAUGAAAUGA